GUUUGUUUGUUUGUUUUUGACCUAGAGAUAUAAUACCAGUUACCUCUGUGUGGUAAAAAACUAGCAUUUUCCUUUAAAAAAAAAUUUUUUUUGGUUUGGAUACAGGUAUCUGAGCCACUGCGAAACUUUAAACCCGAGGCCGUCUUUCUUCAGCCAUCUCAGUGUGAGGCAUUUUGUUUAUUCUUUGUUUGUCUGUUUGAGACAGGUCUUUCUACAUAAUCCUGGCCUUCUGGAACUGACUCUGUAGACCAGGCUGGUCUUGAACACAGAGAUCCUCCUGUCUCUGCCCCCAAAUGCUGGGAUUGAGGGUGUGCUUCCCCCAAACCCAUCCAAGUACUAGAAUAAUGCUCAAUCAUGCCCAGCUUCAUCAGACGUGGGACAGUGGAGGCAGAGCUAGUCCGACUUUCUUGUCAGCCUCCUUUCCCACGGAGUAACUCCUCACAAGGGAGCACAAAAACCGAAAGACCCGGGCUUCUUUAAGAAGUUGUAUUUCAGCCAGGCGGUGGUAGCACAUGCCUUUAAUCCCAGCACUUGGGAGGCAGAGACAGGCAGAUCUUUGUGAGUUUGAGACCAGCCUGGUCUACAAGAUCUAGUUCUAGGACAGGCUCCAAAGCCACAGAGAAACCCUGUCUCGAAAAACCAAAAAAAAAGAAAAGAAAAAAAAAAGUUGCAUUUCCUUAAAUUCUCUUAAAUCCAUGAGGCCGACGUGGACAACAGGCGCUCUGGUAACUCUCUGUGGUCUCUGUGGGCCUCCUUUACCCACAUUUUCCCCUUGUGCUUAUUUGGGUCUCCCUGUUCAUGUUGCUUUCAUGCCGGAGUCUUGUUUACUGGGUAUCUGAUUUCCUUGCAAAGGUCAAGUUGGAAUUUGGGGCACGGCAGAGUGAAAAACAUUUCUGGCUUCUGAAGAAUUAGGAAUUUGAUUUUUGUUGGCUGAAGACAGUUUGUUUUGUGGCUGGCUGUCAUGAUCAUUGCUACAGCCCAGGACUUGGAGCGGGUCUCCCUUGCCCUGGUGAAGGGCAUGCUUCCUGCCCAGAGAGUAUCUGGUGUGGACCUAGAAGGCUUCUUCAGCCCUAUAAGGACUGAUGACAGGCUGGGGCAGGACACCAUGUGCUGAAGGACAAAUCUGGGAGGGAAGGGCAGCCUUGAAACUAGCCAGAGAAACCUAGUUUCAUCAUGUAGGUCCAGGAGAAUUCCCAAGGCAUUAGGUCAGCAUCUUCUGUUGUCCUUCCUGAGGUCCUCUGGAUGCCUGCCUUGUGCCCGGGGUCUAAGCUGGUCUUGGCAGUGACACAGGCAGCCCGAUCUCCAUUGUGAGGCUGGGUCCCACCAGUGGGCUCUGAACUCAGAAGAGUAAGAAAUGUUUCCCCUGGGCCUGGCCCAGGCAUCCCAGCCCAUGUGGUGGUAAAAUGACUCUCUGGUAGAUGGGGUGUGUGGCAGGUGCAAGGUAGUGGGAGUCUGAGGAGGUUGCCGACUCAGCUCCAACAGCCCUUUCCUGCCCUCAGUGAGCCAUGUUCCCAGACUGUAUUUUGGUUAGUGUGACAGGGCCCCAGAGUCAUCUGGCUUGGGCACAAGCUCUGUCCUUCCCCACCCACAAGAGAGCGCUCCCAUAAAAGGGCUGAGCACUCUGCUCCCUUCGCUGGGCGUGUGGAGAGCAAGGGGGGGGACCAUGGACUUCAUCAGCAUUCAGCAGUUGGUAAGUGGAGAAAGAGCUGAUAGGAAAGUGUUGGAGUUUGGACAUAGAGUUCCCGAUCCUGGAGGCUGGCCUAGGGACUGGAGGCUGGGACCCCAAGAGGCCGUGGCCCGGGAGAAAAUGAAGUUGGAGGAAGAGAAGAAAAAGAAACUGGAAAGAUUUAACAGCUCCAGACUGACUCUGGACAAUAUGAAAGACUUGGAAAACUUGCUUCAAAGACGAAGAGAAAAGCGACUGAGACACAAAGUCCCCCCCAGGGAACCUGAGCCUGUGGUUGAGCCGCAGCCCCAGGUCCCACUGGAGCCAGUGGACCUGGACACGUUCCUGAAGGCAGCAGCCCAGAACCAGGAAGCCCUGAUUGACAAGUACCUGACAGAUGGAGGGGACCCCAAUGCCCAUGACAAGCUCCACCGCACAGCCUUGCACUGGGCCUGUCUGAAGGGCCACAGACAGCUGGUGAACAAGCUGCUGGCGGCAGGGGCUGCUAUAGAGGCACGGGACUUGCUGGACAGGACGCCUGUAUUCUGGGCCUGCCGUGGAGGACACCUGGACAUUCUCAAGCUGCUGCUUAACCAGGGAGCUCAGGUCAAUGCACAGGACAAGAUCUGGAGCACUCCUCUCCAUGUAGCAGUGCGCACGGGCCACACUGACUGCCUGGAGCACCUCAUUGAGUGUGGCGCCCACAUCAAUGCACAGGAUAAGGAAGGGGACACAGCACUCCAUGAGGCUGUGCGCUAUGGGCACCACAAAGCUACGAAGCUGCUGCUGCUCUAUGGAGCCAAGUUGGGCAUGAAGAAUGUGGCCUCCCUGACACCAGUGCAACUGGCACGAGACUGGCAGCGGGGUAUCCGGGAAGCACUACAGGCCCAUGUGGGGCACCCCCGUACCCGGUGCUGAUGACUUUGACCUGUGGGUCACUCCUAACUACCAUUCCACACCCACUUUCCCACCCACCUCUAAGUGGUUCUCUGCUCCAGUCCCAAAUCCACUGGCAUUGCUUCUUUGCCUGAGGCAGCAGGUAGAACAGGCCCCCUGGGUUUCAGUGAGGGAGACUGUGUUCCCUGUCAUAGCUGGAGCAGAACCAUAAGCAAGAAGUGGAUCCAGACAAGGGCCAAGGCCAGAGCAGGAAGUGAACAUACCGGCACUACCCACAGCUGGGUCUAGGCCUCUGUCUACCAAUCCUUAGAUCAGGAGACAGGCCUUGGCCUGUUCUGUAGAGACUAUGUGGCCAGCAGCUGCAGGGUACAAGAGAAGAAACAGGCUACCUAAGUGCCAGGCAUUGGUGCAGCUCGUGCUGUCCUUUAGGUGGAGUUUCUCCAGGGACUCCACUCCUAUCAGCAGCAACCCUGAGAGCAUGUGGAGUAGUUCUAGGCACCUCUCCAGACUCUGGGGGUGGUUCUGGCAGGCUGAGGGGCAUGACAACAGGAUCGCAGCCCCUCGGAUGUCAGUACCUACCAGGUUGCCCCAGAAGCUGGAGACUGGUGGACUGGAACUAGUGUGUACUCUGGGAAACUCCACCUAAAGGGCAGCUCUGCUUGUCUUAUGUGAGGAUAGGGUACCAGGUGCUGGGGAUUGCUUGUGGCCCACUCAACUUUUGGGGCGGCGGCCCGCAGCCCUAGCUUACCUGAGGCUCUAUUGCCCCCUGGUACUGGGGAAAGCACCUGGACUAAGCUCUGUACCCUGCACACUGAGUCGAGUGGGACAGUCACAGACCCAUGCCAACUGGUAGUGUAAUGAGGACUUCACACAGGCACACGCUCCUUCCCCUUCCAGCUGUUUCCAGUUCACUGGUGCACUUGUACUACUGGCAGGGCUGGCCCCUAAUAUGCCAGAAAGUUGACGCUGGGCCCUCCACUGAGGCCACAGGCUGAACAAAGGGCUAAAAGGUGAAGGCUUUGCCUCCCUCACACAGCUCUGAGUUGACGUUCAUUUUGGCAGCCUCUCUGCCCGUUACUAUGUGAAAGACUAGUGCUCCCUCCUAAAGGCACAAACCUUUCUGUGGGCAGGCCCUGCCCUGUUGUGACACAGUGGGCACCUAGACAACCUGUGCCAUGGGCAAGACAGACAUUCAAGACUACUCAAUAUGACGACCCCUCAGAAAUGAGGACACUUACAUGACACACAAAGCUACCUUUUAUACAGGACACUGUUUUCUCAUUAAACUGACUAUCCACCGCAGCCGAGUUGUCUUAUGGGCACCGGGAGGAGGCAGUGCAUUGGGCUACAUGAAAAACCAAACCAAAGGCCUUGUCAUCCUCCACUACAGAGAUCUCAUGCCAGCGGGUAGCACGACAUGUCACCAAAUGCAAGGCAUGCUUUACACAUCAGGGAGCGGGAGGAGAGGGUCCUGGCACUUGGCUCUCAUGUUCUGGACCCACAGUUUUUAAAAGUCCUGAUGUCUGCUGGGUAUGAUGGCACACACCUUUAAUCUUGGCAUUUAGGGGAGGCAGACCUAUCUCUGAGUCCAAGGCCAAUCUGAUCAACAUAUUGAGUUCCAGACCAGCCAGGGUUACACAGUGAGACCUUUUCUGAAAAUCCUAAUGUCUAAUGUUACUAGGUCAGAAGCCCUGGAAGGAGGAUCCAAGUAUUAGUUGAGGACAUGGCUAUCUACAAAUACUAGCAAAUUGUAAGGACGUCUAGGUAGGUGAUGGGUGAUAAAUAUCUACCUUAAUGUAAAUAGUCCAAGAUCUCACGACACAAUAUAAACAAAAAUCUGUUUCUCCCUAAUACCAAUGAACAUCAUGGAUAAAAAAAAAAAAAAACAAACCAAACAUAGUACAACUGUUUUAAGUUUAAACCUUAAAAAAAGUAAACUGCUGAAGCCUACAAAUGAAAAUGUUGACAUAGACAUACCAUGUUCAUGGACUAGAAGGCACAACAUGCAAAGAUGUCAGCUCUUCCCACAUUGACAACAUAAAGGCUUAACACAGGUCUUACCAAAAUCCAAGAAAGAUGUAAACAAGAUUAUCUAAACUUUGUAAGAAAAUGUAUACCCUAAGCAAUUUUGAGCCAUACAUGGUAGCUCCUGCCAGUAAUCCCAGCACUUGGAAGGCCUCAGGAAAAUUGCUUUGUGUUGCAGCUUUAAGGCACACAGCACAGGCAAUACAUUGAGACUAUAUAUGAAAAAACACCCAAAUUCUGAAAAAGAAAAGGUAACCAUGAUGUUCCAUGGUUAUAAAUCUAGCACUUGGUAGGCUGAGGCAGGGGGACUGUGAAGUCAGUUUGGCCCACAGACUGAGAUACCCCCUACCCCUUGGGGGGUGUUGUUAAAAUAGGUUUCUUCUUAAAAUUCAUCCUGUAGACCAGGCUGGCCUUGAACUCAACCACCUGCCUCUGAGUGCUUAAAGGCACACCAUCACACCCAGCCUGGGGGGAAAAAGGGAAAAGUGGGUCCAACUUCAGUGAUCCUGAGUAUAGUGGAUGAUAUAUCCACUCUAAUGUGAUGUGGUAGACAACUCAGAAACAGUCCCCCCCCCCCCCCCACAAAUACACCCAACAGAGGGAGAGAUGCCUUUUCAACAAAAGAACAUCCUUAGGCUAAACAAGGAAUGGGGUGGGGGGAGCCAGAGAAAGCAAGUUUAUGAAUUUGAGGCCAGCCUGAGCCUAUAAAUAACAAAAACCCUAAACACCAAUAACAAAAAACCAGCUGUGGGGGCCAGAGAGGGCUGAGCAGCAAAGAGCACCAGUCCUGGCUGCUCCUCCAAAGGACCGGGGUUCAGUUCUCAGCACCACUAACUCCAGUUCCAGGGAGGAUCCGAUGCCUUUUGGCCUCUGCAGGCACUAAGCAUGUACGUGAUGUACAGACAUGCAGGCAAACCGCUCAUAUUCAUAAAUUACAAAACAGCUGUGACCAAGCCUUAUUUAUGGAGAUAUUAAUUUAAAAUGGAUCACAAGCUUACGUGUAGAACAGGAAUUCAAACUGUUAGGGAAAAAGGUAGACAAUUUCUGAGAUCUAGAACAGCUGGAUAUGCUGAAAGCACAAAAGAAAGUUUGGUAAAAUGAAUUUGACCACAAUUAAAAACCUUUGUUCCAGAUAAGACCGUGCUAUAAGAACACAAUCUCACUGUUAGUAUGCUCUUACUGUGAGCGUACACCUGAGAUGGGCAGCUCAGAGGAGCCUGGGGUUGCUUGGUCCUCUGGGCCAUGUACAUUCUAAGGAGGGAAAACAUGGGAGAGGCUUCUUCACCUCGCAGUCAUCAGGGAGAGGGAGGAAGAGGCCAAGGCCCCAACAGUCCCUUUGAGGGCAUGCCCAGUGACCUCAAAGGGAUUAAGUCUUUAGUGCGCAGGCCUGAGGGGACACUUCAGAUCUAGACUACAGCACUACAGGCUUAAAAUCUCUGCAAACCAAACAUCCAACAAAGGGUUUUAGAAUCUGAAGUUCUCAGACAAAAAAGGUGUGUGGGGGGGGCAAAUGAAUGGGCAAAGAACAGACACGACACCAAAAUGAAAACACGAACAGAGUCAUGUAUAGUGCUGGAUUCCAUCAGGAAAAGCAGACAAGAACCACAGUGGUGCUGGUGGUCACUUAUCUCACUUACCUUAUAGCUGAAGUAAAAACAAUGACCAUCUGGAGGAUUUGAGAAACUGGAUCCUUCCUAUAAUUCAUGUAGGAAUUGAAGGUUGUACACAGCUACAGCCAAAGGCCUGAAAGUUUCUUUUUAAAAGAUAAACAACCUAGCAACUGUACUCCUGGCACUUCCCCAGAGUCAACACCAAUCUGCACACCAAACUCUGUACAUGAAUGUUCAUAGCAGCUUUAUUUAGAGAAGGCCAAACACUGGAAACAACCCAGAUGUCCAAUGACGGGGCAGGACACCAUGGAACACCACUUGGCAAGAAAGGGAACAAACUACAGACACAAUGAGCUGGGUCGAUCCCCAGGGCACUGUGCUGAGUGCCACACACUGCACAGCCCUGAAACAUUCUUGAAACAACAAAAUAACAGAGAUGAGAACAGUCUAAGAAUGGUUGCCAGGGCUUAGGGAUGGGGCUGCUGGCUCUGAGUGGCAGUCCAUGGGGUACCCUGGUAGUGGCAGGACAGUGGGUUAGACUUGGGUCUACACAGGUGCCAGGUACCAUCUGCACCAAUCCAGGCUUUGAGACUACAUUCUAGUUUGUGAGAUAGGACCACUGAGGAAAAGCAGAUAAAGGGUACAUGGACCAUAUCUUUGUAACUCCCUAUGAAUCUGCACGUACUAUACAAUACAGAGUCAGGUAAAUAGGAAAACAAUAGCUCUAAGUGAAUUUUGGCAUCCUACCUUGGAAUCCUGCAACAGAUAAAGGAUAUUACCAAAAAAAAAAAAAAAAAAAAAAAACCAAA
Alexandromys fortis (reed vole) is the source of this 7007-nucleotide messenger RNA. RefSeq names its product ankyrin repeat domain 23 (gene Ankrd23). The record is from RefSeq and is a predicted model, not a curated record. Bases 1664 to 2584 code for a protein of 306 amino acids. Lineage: Eukaryota; Metazoa; Chordata; Mammalia; Rodentia; Cricetidae. Gene Ontology annotation, molecular function: protein binding. The transcript is spliced from 9 exons.